AUUGGCCAGCUGAUAAAUUGUUAUUGUUCGUGAAUGUUCGCAUUUUAUUAAUAAAAUACAUUCAAUAAUUUCGUUGUUUUGCAAUUAUUCUGUGCUACCCUGUAAGUCAACUUUUAACAUCAAUCGCCUAACAUAGACCAUUAGCAUUUUAUAAGCCUUUGCUGUCAUUUAUGAAAGUUAAAUCUGUCAUUUAAUAUUUUUGAAGAGUUCACUAUUUGACUACAAUUUAACGGUUUACUACAGCUUUUUGUGAUUCAACAUUUCGAACUUUCAUUGUAUAGAUUAUAAGGAAAUACUCAUUUCAUUUUCUUUGGCAAGACAUUGAAGUAACCUUAUUUUUUAUGAUGUUUUAUAAAUCAAUCUACUUAUCGUUUUUGGGAUCGUAAAAUUUUUGGUGAGUAAUAUUCCUAAUAUGUACCAAACUGAACGUCGUAGAAUACCUAUUAAAUUUAGACACAAAGAGAAACGGGUUCCAGAAUCUCUAUUUUGUUUGUGUCUUAAGUAUGUGGCACGAAAUUUAAGCACUCUGUGUACAGAAACACCUCAGGGUUAUACACUUCAUGAAGGCUUAGCAUUACCAAGUGAGAUAUGUGAACCAUUCAUUGAAACUUACCAAAAUAAUGGUGGUGAAAUUUACGACUGUUUUGCCCAUUUAUUUGAAGAUGUUACUAAAACAAAUUUAAGAUCAGUGCAUAUACGAAAUUCAAGCAUAACAGAUGAUGGCCUUGAAUAUUUAUUGCGUCAUGAUUUAUAUGAACUAACAUUGACCAAUUGUCAGAACUUAACUCAUAAAACAUAUAAAAAUAUAUUCAAACAUGCCAUCAAUUUAAGGUCAUUAACCAUAGGUCCUAGCGUACAAAUAACACCUUAUAAUAAGUUAACUAAUUGUUCAUUAUCAUUGGAUGAUGUACCCAUACGGAUUAAUAAAAAGGCACCCAACUUAAAGCAUCUGGUCCUACGAGCAAUUGCUGAAUCUCCAUACAGCAGCGAUAAUAUAUUUUUGGGCGUUAUGCUUGACAAGCUGUUACAACUAAGAGUACUUGAUCUUUCAUAUUGCCUAGGAGUUGGUAGUCUACGUUACCUUUGUAAACUGACAAACUUACAUACUUUAAUUUUAUUUGAUGUCCCUCAUUUGCAAGAUAAUGAAGCCAUUCACCAUAUAUGUACAUUACAGUCAUUAGUUGUUUUAGAUAUAUCUCAAACUGAAUCUUAUCCAGAACAAGGAGUGUACAAGGAUGAAAACAAAACAUUAUCUCUUAUUGUUAAAAGUCUUCCUAAUCUUAUGUCACUAGAUAUAUCUGGGACAAAUUUAGCUGGAAAAGGUACUGCAGAGCAUCCAAUCUGUGAGUCUUUAAGUGGAAAAAAAUCUGACAUUCCUGGUUUAGAGUCUAGAGUAGAUAAUCCUUUAGAAUUUUUGGGGCUCUACCAUACUAUGCAUAAUGCUUGUAGACGACAUGAUAUUCCAGCAAAAAUAAUAAGUGGUGAUGCUAAUGAAGAACAAAUAUUUAAUGCAGCUGCUUCAUGUAUGGACAAACCAAAACUUCUUCAAAAUAUUCUCAAUGAUCUUUAUCAUCUAUUAAGAUAUGACCAAUGUACACAGAUUGACCAAGCUUUGGACAUAGUUCUAGAAGCACUCACAAGAUAUGUUAAUGAGAAAUUAAUUCAAAUUUCUGGAAGUGCAACUCUCUUCUACAUUGUUAAAAACAAAGAGAGGCCUUUACUUUUAAAUGAUAUAACUAUCAAAAGAAGAAUUAUUAGUACAUUAUUAACUGGAAUGGAUUACCAUAAUUAUGAUGAAACUAUGAUGAGAAACGGUUGUCUGACUUUAUGUCAAUUAAGAAUACCUCAAGAUGUGAUGUUUGAAUUUAAACGAUUAGUGCAAAUGCUACUGCAUAUAGUAUCCACAAGUGAUCAUGAAGGUUUUGUUCAAAGAAUCGGUAUAUAUUUACUGAACUCAGUUGCAUGUCAAGUAAACAAUAAACAGAAAAAUGAACUGGGUGAUGCAGGUGCCAUUAAAAAAAUGAUGGCUAUUAUUAAAGAUAGACUCCAUCGCCGUGUAUGUGAUGAUGUUCUUGAAGUAGCAUGGUCAACAAUGUGGAAUGUAACAGAUGAAGCACCUACAAAUUGUAAACGGUUCCUUGAUGGAAAUGGAAUGAAAUAUUUCCUAGGGUGUUUAACAACAUUCCCAGAUAAAAAUGAAUUGAUGCGAAAUAUGAUGGGUUUAUUAGGCAAUGUUGCUGAGGUAAAAGAACUAAGACCAAGAUUAAUGCAAGGUCAUUUACUUAAAGUAUUCUCUGAUCUUUUGUUUUCUACUCAAGAUGGAAUUGAAGUGAGUUACAAUGCUGCUGGAGUAAUUGCACAUUUAGCAUCAGAUGGGAAAAAAGCAUGGAUUAUAAAAACACCUCCAAGAGAAAAAGUACUUGAAAGAAUGACUCAGGCCAUUCAAAAUUGGAAUCUUGAUGCAGAUCGUAACAUUAAUUAUCGUUCUUUUGAACCUAUAUUGCAACUUGCCCAAGUUAGACAUACCCCUCAAUGUUCUCAUUGGGCUGCAUGGGCUUUAGCAAACCUAACCAAAGUUUACCCUGAAAAGUAUUGUUCAAUUGUGAUAGCAGAAGGUGGUUUAAGAAUUAUGAGUGAACUGCUUGAUGACAAUGACAGUAUGAUCAAUCCUCCUGGUGUAAUCCAUAGCUUAGCUCAAACUGUCAUUAAUCAAUGUCUUAUGUAUAUGAAAAAUACUGUAGAUGAAACAGUGCAGUGUAAUUAAUGAGAACAUUUUGCUUUGCACUUAUUUUUAUAAGUUCUACCAAAACAUUAUUUCAUUUAUGCCUGAAGUUCUCUUGAAAAAACAAAACUUCAUAAUAGAGAAUUGGUUUUAUUUUUGUUUGAGAUUUUUCUAUUACUUCAUUGUAUUAUUAUAAUAAGAUAUUAAAAGUAAUAUUGUGUAUGACAUUAAAACAAAAUUAGAACCAAAAAUUAACUUAGUUCAUAAGGCAAAAUGUAUGGAAGUUAGUUUUAGAAAAAUAUUA
Daktulosphaira vitifoliae (grape phylloxera) is the source of this 3026-nucleotide messenger RNA. Its product is annotated as protein zer-1 homolog. Lineage: Eukaryota; Metazoa; Arthropoda; Insecta; Hemiptera; Phylloxeridae. The coding region runs from base 413 to 2764 and encodes 783 amino acids. The transcript has 10 exons. The record is from RefSeq and is a predicted model, not a curated record. Gene Ontology annotation, cellular component: Cul2-RING ubiquitin ligase complex.